Molecule: messenger RNA, 1173 nt
Organism: Nelumbo nucifera (sacred lotus)
Lineage: Eukaryota; Viridiplantae; Streptophyta; Magnoliopsida; Proteales; Nelumbonaceae
Product: axial regulator YABBY 4
Biological process (GO): polarity specification of adaxial/abaxial axis; cell fate commitment; plant ovule development
Cellular component (GO): nucleus
Source: RefSeq, a predicted model, not a curated record
CUCACACUCACUCUUCUUUCUUCUAAGAGAGAGAGAGAGAGUCAGUCUAUUCAUUAUCUUGUCUGAGAAUGGACAAAUGAAAGAAAAUAUAAAAAAAAGAAAACGGAACCCAUAUGAGCAUGCAAGAAGGCUAAGGGAGAUGAUGUUCCCUUUGGUGAUGGCAGAGGGCACAAAGAGAUAGGAGAGUUAAUAAGGAGAAAGCAACGGAUGUUACAAAUGAGAAACACCAAGCUCUGGUCCUUGUCUUCCCCAUAAAACCCUGCACUUCUGCAACCUCAGACAGAGUCAAGCAACACACAAACCCAGCAGCAAGAAACCCUGGCCUCCUCUGGGUUCUUUGAUUCUUUUUCUCUUCGCACUCUCGGCCCCCCCUCCCGAUCUUUGCUUCCCAUUCUUGUCCGACCCUCAAAGAAGAUGUCUGCUGCAUGCAAUCAUCUCCAAGAGCAGAUUUGCUACGUGCAGUGCGGAUUCUGCGACACCAUUCUUCUGGUUAGUGUCCCAUGUAGCAGCUUGCUGAAGGUGGUCACUGUUAGAUGCGGCCAUUGUACAGGCCUCCUUUCUGUGAACAUGGUGAAAGCUUCAUUCUUCCCUCUUCAGGUUCUUGCUUCUCUCAACGAUGACGAGCAAAGAAACGAUGUCGAUGAUCAAACAGUGGAACCUUUAAAAGCCUCCGACGAGCGUCACAGCCCGCCAUUAAUGGUCUCCUCCGACAAUGACGAUGAAGAAAGAAUCCCCGUGAACCCCAUUGUUAACAAACCACCAGAGAAGAGGCAAAGAGCCCCUUCAGCUUAUAACCGCUUCAUCAAGGAAGAGAUUCAGAGGCUGAAGGCUAGAGAGCCCAAUAUGACCCAUAAGGAGGCCUUCAGCACUGCUGCUAAAAAUUGGGCCCAUUUCCCUCGGAUUCAGUACAAUAAAGGAGGUGGAGAGAGCUGUAGCCAGGUAGAGGAGAAAGUGACAAGGAACCUAGAUGCUUCUGAUGAGGUGAUAACACUAUAAUGGUGGAAAACCAUGAUGAUGUAUUCUCAUUUAAUUUUCCCAGUUGAAAGCUAAGAAUCUUGGUUCUCGUAGAUUCCUUUGAACAUCUCUUUUAGAAAUAAUAUGUCAUGAUAUACGUUCUUAGUUGCAGAAAUUAAUACAAACUAAGUUAAGAGUGUUGCACUCUCGAUCGCUUUA